GGGAGACACGGCGCUGGCGCCGAUCGUGUGAGCCACUCUAUUUGCGGAAUAGCCGACAGACGCGCGCGUGUCGCACUGACAAGUUGAUAGUGAUAUUGCCGUCUAAACGCGAGUGAAGUGCGAUCAGUGCCUGGUUCAUCAACGUCCAGACGCAAGCGAUGCGUCGCAUCUGUGCUCAUCGGGGAUUACUCACGCGCAUGUCACGCGGGAGUCUUAUACGUUUUUAAGAUUCAAACCGGUAGCAACACCAAUCGGAUGCUGCAUACACACUGCAAACCUGAGCCGCCCCCUGCACGCUCAUGAGGAGCGAUUGUGCGCUAUGGGCGGUAUAUGCUGCGCUGGCGCUGCUAAUGAGCGCUAGCGCAGAUCCUUUAGCAAACGCAAUUGAUGAAAGCGAGGACUUCAACGUUGCCGUGUACGGUAUUGGACCAGAUGCAUCUGAAACUAGCGGUGCGGCUUUGGCUGGAGUUGCAGCACUUGUACUACAAACAGCGGGUCUGCACGCUGAGCCACAGACUCCACCUGUAGCCUGCAUUACACCAAACGCUGUUCCCGAUGCCUGCGUUGCCGCCUCGUUGUCAGCAUUAUCUGCUGGCCGUGCACACGCUGUGUUAAUGCCUGUCCGCGCGACUGGCGUGCCCUCUGCGCCACGACUGCGCGAUUCUGGCCUCGAAGAGCUUGGAGAUGCUGCGCCACCCUGGCGCCGCACUUGUCUCGUUACUGCCCCACCUGCGCGUUCCCUGCUCGACUUAGCAGACCCGCUAAUUGCAUCCGCCUACCACUUAACACAACAAGACUUGAACGACGUCGGAUACCGAUGUCAAUCCAAAAAUUGCACGUUCGUGCCAGAACGGUGCUCCAGUGAAAACGUUACAUGUGCAUCCUUACUGACCAGUGAUGAAAGUGAAAAAAACGUUUUAGCAGUUAUAGUGAGUGAUAAUGACUUAUAUGCUAAUGUCAUUUCCCUAGGACCUCGAUUUUUGAAAAUCGUUGAGCGUCUUGAGAAUCAUGCUCUUUUAGUCUGUGAUCAAACUUUACAUUUGGCAUCUUUGGGCCAUCUUCCAACAAGAGUACUCGGUCCUCCGCCAUGUCAAGGUACAAGUCCGUGUCCAUUCGAAGCUAAUCGAUUAAUAAAAAUUGCAAAUGUGCGUUUACUUGCACGUUACCCGAGUGCUUUACGCUCUCUUGUCCAUCUCUCGUUUACGGCUGAAGAACUAGCUAAUUUAACGUCGCUUGCCACGAGUGGACCAGAAGCAGCGGCACAUGCGUAUGUCGCUACACAUCCAUCAUCUACGUGGCCUGGAGAGGCACGCGUAGCAGUACUCUUGCCUGCCAGCACAAUGCGAGUCGCCUACGAAGCCAGUUCGUUCGAAGCCGCUGCUGAGCUCGUGGAGAGAGAAUUGGAAAAUGAACGACAACCACGUGCGGCACGUUUCAAAGUGGAGGUGUUCGACGACGCAUGUUCCGCACCACGGGCAUACAAGUAUCUAACGGACGCCCUGGGAACUGGAGAAUACGGUGCGCUGUCUGCGCUAGCAGGUCCAGCUUGCGGAGCCGCUUUUGCUGAUGUGGCACGACAAAGCCCCGCGCAUGCUUUACCAGUGCUUGCAUAUACACCGCAAGCUCCGCCCCCACCUCCUGCCACUGCGUUGGCGCUACUCGCAGCUGGCGAUGCUCGACAGUACUCUGAAUUGUGGGCCGCGUUACUGACACGGAUGCGCUGGCGACGACUAGGAAUACUCAGUGAACCUGCCACGCACCCGUCUCUCGACGUCGCGCGACUUCAAACUUAUGACGUCACACACUUUGAACUCGUCGAUGAUGGCACUAAUAUUCAUAAAGACCUCAUUUCACAAUGGGCAAAACGCGCGGCUACGUCAAAUAUACGAAUAGUGUAUGUCUGCCUAGAAGAUGCUCGCGAAGUAAGAGCUGCAUUGUGCGCAGGACAUGCAGCGGGCCUUACACCAUCCGCCGGCACCGUGUGGUUGCUGCCGGGCACGCUGCCGGACGGUUGGCUUCAACAAGAUCACGCAGAAACUGAUGAAUGCGGAGCACUAGCAGUGGUAGCAGAAGGUCACCUGCGAGCUGUACCUGCUUGGUUAGCAGAAUGGGGUGGACCGCAGCGUGCAGACUGGGAGAAACGCUGCCCAGGUUGCCGGCCGCGUGCCGCCCUGCUGUAUGAUGCGUUGCGGCUAUGGGCCGCUGCAUUACGACGCCUACUUGCCGCAAAACCAACCUCACUGGACGAUUUGCAUCGGCCAGAUCUCGUCAGGACACUCAUCAAUGACUUGACAUCAACUAAUUACACAGGCCUAACCGGUACUUUCAAAUGGGCAUCUACUGAUGGAGUGCAUGCUCGAUUGGUGCCUCUGGUAAUUCAACAAUGGAGAAAUGGGUCCUACAUUGACGUAGGCAGAUGGAAUGGAAGCGAUUUGUCCCUCGACAUGUCAGUGUUGCGCUGGCAAACGAGCGACGGUCGUAUACCCGAUGACGGCAGCGAGAACUGUGGAUUGCAACAACUGGCUGACCUGCUUGGUGGGGACUGCCGUACAGCUUUCAUCGCACUUGCGGCACUAUUAUUAGCAGCGUUGGUGACUGCUUUAGCUUCACUCGCAGUGUAUUGCCGACGACGUACUGAGCGGGAAUACCGCGCGCACCUCGAAGCCCUCCGUCUACGAACAUACGGAUUAAAGCCCGGCGGUCUUGAUCGCUGGGAGCUCCCACGUGAGCGAGUCGUCAUCAACAGAAAACUCGGCACCGGGGCAUUCGGAACUGUCUACGGCGGUCACGCGUUACUCGCUGAAGAUCGGGGCUGGACCGCGGUUGCUGUAAAGACACUGAAAGCUGGUGCUUCUACUGAAGAAAAACUCGACUUCUUAUCAGAAGCAGAGGCUAUGAAACGUUUUGAUCAUAAAAAUGUAGUGCGCCUAUUAGGUGUAGUGACAAAGACUGAACCUGUGUGUACUGUGAUGGAAUUCAUGCUUUACGGAGAUCUGAAAAAUUAUCUACUGGCGAGGCGACACCUCGCUAUUGAGGGUGGUUUUGGUGCGGAAUCUAAUGAAACGGCAGAAGAGGUGUCACCCCGGCGGCUCACUAGUAUGGCGUUGGAUGUGGCACGUGCAUUAUCAUAUCUGGCGCAACUGCGCUAUGUACAUCGUGACGUGGCAGCACGAAAUUGCCUCGUAAGCGCGCAUCGCGUCGUCAAGCUCGCAGAUUUCGGCAUGACUCGGCUGGUCUUUGAAAAUGAUUACUAUCGAUUCAGUCGCAAAGGCAUGCUGCCCGUGCGAUGGAUGGCGCCAGAGAGUCUGGCAUUGGGCGUGUUCUCGCCAGCAUCAGACGUAUGGUCAUUCGGUGUGCUGCUCUACGAGAUUGUCACUUUCGGCUCAUUGCCAUUCCAAGGACUAAGCAACAGCGAAGUUCUUGCUCGUGUCAAAGCCGGUAACACAUUGGAACUCCCAACCGGAUUGAAGCCACAACUAGAGGGAUUAAUAAAGUCCUGUUGGCGGCAAGACUACAAGACACGACCGGCGGCGUCUGAAGUGACUGCGUUCUUAGCGGAUUCGCCGCGUCUACUAACACCGUGUCUGGAUGUACCAUUAGACUCUAUGCCACUUGACGCUGAAACGCCGUGGCGCACAGCCAGGGAUCGCGCUGAGGCUCGCUGGGUAUCGUGGGCUGCACCGCCGUCAGCAGCUACUGACACUACAUACCUGAGUGCCGACGGGCAAGUGCCACAAGAAAGUGAUGUUUUCUUGCCCUGACAAAGCCAAAAGAAUAAAUUCCUACUGUUGUACCUCUUUAACAGACAUGAUGGACGAAACAAAAUGAGCCAUUAUAACCUCAUAUCAUGGAUUGUUUACUAUGAUCUAAGAUUACCAAAACCGCUGGGCAGCUGUCUGGUCUCAUAUGUGGAUAUAUCAGAAGAAAUUAAAAUAUAUGAAACUCACAAUAUUCCACUCACAAAAUUUUGUAAUUGUUUUCAUUGUGUGAAGUAUUUCUACGAAACGUAGUUAUGGAAUGCAUAUUUCUUGAUUGUACUUUUGCUGACGGAUAAUAAAUUUUGUAAAUAUAUAGUAAAUAGAAUAUGGAACCGAAAAACUUAAGAGACGCUAAUAACUAUUAUAGAAAAAGAACAAGAUGUUAAUGUGAAAAAUGUGAAAGUUUAGUGCCGUAAGUAUAUUAUGUGAACUGAGUGAAAGAUGAUCGUAUGAACACUCGCACACAAUGACCAAAUGUUUUCGAUGUUAGCCCGAAAAACCUACAUAGACAAAUAUAGGCAAAACAAUAAAAUGUACCUAAACUAACCACAUUAGCAUCAGCGUAAUUAGGAGGUGCCACCUCCCUAUUGACGGAUGACUGAACCAAUCCCUGUCCAUAUUCCUGGAACAAAACUCAAACACCUAGAUAAUAUACUAUACUUACAUACUUGAUGGUUUUAAUAUUUGUGAUAAAUUCGUGAAUAUUUAUAAGAUUUUUAAAAAGGUUUAGUACAAAUCUUCACCACGAGCUUUAAUGCUCUGUCUCAAGUAAGGCAGAAUUCUAUUCACAUUCUCAUUUCCAUCUGACUAUCCAGAAUCAGAAUUCAUUUAUAAGUACUAAAUGAUAUAUCGCAAAAAUGUGAUGUGCAUAAUCAAUUAGAGUUGUGGAGAUGUCCAUCGUACCUACAACCGUAAGUGGAUUUGCUCUAAGCAUUUGUGGACCCUACCUUAGACACGGCGUCGAUGAUUUGACAAAAAACGCACCAUAAAACUUACGUUCCGAUAAUGACUACAGAAAAUUAUACUAGAUAGAGUUAUUACUUUACAAACUAUAUAUUAUUUCUCUAAAUAUGUCAUUUUAUUACGUCAAUACAUAAUUUGAUAAAAAAAUAUAGGAUGUUGAUUGGUAAAACAAUGUAAAUUACACUUAAAUAACGCAAAAUACAUUACUUGUCACAUAGUUAUUUUUAAUUCUUGAUUCAUUUCUGCGAUUUGAGAAUUAGUUACAGAAAUUCCUAGGUUUAUAAUUUGUUGGAUUAGAAUAAGCGACCUGUUUUAUUCUGUUGUACUUGGAUAAGGCAGCUUAUAUAUUUUUAAAUUGAUAUGUUUCACAUGAUAUACAUUCAAAUCUUUGUCUCUUGUGAAGUAAUGUUUGCGAACUGAAAUGUUUGUCAAAUAGUUAGUGUUCAUAAUAUUAUUUUGUUUGUUAUUGGUUUUUGUCAAAAUCUUUAGACACGCUGACGUACAUAUAAUGUUUAAGGGCCUAUAAAUCCAUCACUCCUACCUCAAUAUAGCUGCUCGAUAGCCACUCUACUUUGCUACUACUUUGAUCAUUCCGAGAUUAUUCUAGUCAUUUUAUUUAUUUUAAGCUGUUUGAUUAAUUAAUUGAUAUUUUUGUAAAUAUUAUUAUACAUUUUAUAGUUCCUG
Messenger RNA from Diatraea saccharalis (sugarcane borer), 5405 nucleotides. NCBI's taxonomy places the organism in Eukaryota, Metazoa, Arthropoda, Insecta, Lepidoptera, Crambidae. The record is from the annotation of a GenBank genome assembly.